UCAGUGCCUCCUCCCAGUGGGCAGUGCUGGCAGGGUUAGGUUGUCUGCUCCCUGCGUGUGCCCCUCACUAGUGUUAGCGGAGCGGGCUAUAGAGUGAUAGGAGAGCCCGCCCCGGCCAGCCUGUGCCCAGCCGAUAAGACAUUUGUCAGAGCCGUGCCCGCUGCACCUCCACAACAAGGGACCUGACAGAGGUGUGGGGACUGUCAAGAUGGCAGCAGCGGGAGGUGAUGUGCAGAUGCCAGGGGACGGAUGUGUACACUAGAGAGCCGCAGAGGAUAGGAGGAGGUGUGCAUGUGACAGCAGCGGUUCAUGUGCGGUAUCCACACACAGAUGGAGCGCGCAGGGGGAGCCGUGGACCUGCUCCGCUAGAUUCUGCCCAAGCAGCCGAGUCCUCCGCAACUCAACACGCACCUCGCCAUUUACCCUGCUCCCUGGCACCUCGGGCAGCAUGGCAGACGCACUGCCCCCUGCCUCACCGGAGAGGGACGUGGACAUCGACCCCGACUUCGAGCCGCAGAGCCGGCCCCGCUCCUGCACAUGGCCCCUGCAGCGCCCCGACUCCCAGGCCAGUCCGGCCAAGCCUGGCAUCGCCGGGGACGCGUCGUCCAUGAUCCCGGAGGAAGACGACGAUGACGAGGAAGUGUCCGCCGCCUCGGCAGUUACAGCCGGGGACUCUGUGGAGAGAGGGACGCUGCUGCUGGUGAGCGGCGGGGAUGUGGCGGCGAUGACAGUGCUGGCCGCCCCGGUCGGCGGAGGGGACUCCGCGCAGAGUGCGCUGGGGGCCGGGGGGAGCGCUGUCAGCGGGGCGGCCGGGCAGCAGAGGAAGUGCUCGUCCCGCAGGAAUGCCUGGGGGAACAUGUCCUAUGCCGACCUCAUCACCCGGGCCAUCGAGAGCUCCCCGGACAAGAGGCUCACCCUGUCCCAGAUCUACGACUGGAUGGUCCGCUCCGUGCCCUACUUCAAGGACAAGGGGGACAGCAACAGCUCCGCCGGCUGGAAGAAUUCAAUACGACAUAAUUUGUCUCUGCACAGCAGAUUUAUCCGAGUUCAGAAUGAGGGCACUGGAAAAAGCUCCUGGUGGAUGAUCAACCCCGAAGGGGGGAAAGGUGGAAAGGCACCAAGACGGCGUGCUGUGUCUAUGGACAACAGUAACAAAUACACUAAAAGCCGGGGAAGAGCGGCAAAGAAAAAAGCGUCUAUACAGGUGGCCCAAGAAGCCAGUGAUGAUAGUCCUUCUCAACUCAAGUGGCCAGGAAGCCCUACUUCACGCAGCAGUGAUGAGUUAGAUGCCUGGACAGAUUUCCGCUCUCGUACAAACUCUAAUGCCAGCACGAUAAGUGGUCGUUUAUCUCCAAUUCCAGCUACCACUGAACUUGAUGACGUUCAAGAUGACGACUCUCCUAUAUCCCCCAUGUUGUAUAGUCCUGGCAGCAUGUCUCCAUCCUUAAGUAAACCAACCACGGUGGAGUUGCCAAGGAUAACGGAUAUGGCUGGAACUAUGAACUUAAAUGAUGGUCUAUCAGAUAACCUUAUGGACGAUUUGCUGGAUGACAUUUCCCUUACUUCUCAGCAGUCAUCUCCUGGUGUGGGUAUGCAAAGAAGUUCCAGCUUUACCUAUGGCACUAAGGGCUCAAGCCUCAGCUCACCAUCCAGUAGCUUCAAUAACACAAGUAGCUUCAAUUUCCCCUUGACCUCUCUGCGUCAGUCCCCAAUGCAAACCAUACAAGAGAACAAACAAGCAACAUUUUCUUCCAUAAAUCAUUACAGUAAUCAGUCUCUGCAGGACCUUCUUACCACUGACUCACUUAGCCAUAGUGAUGUAUUAAUGACUCAGUCUGACCCCCUUAUGUCCCAAGCCAGUACUGCAGUCACUGCUCAGAAUUCCCGUAGAAAUAUCAUUUUGAGGAAUGACCCUAUGAUGUCUUUUGCUGCCCCGUCCAACCAAGGUGGAGGUUUGGUUAAUCAAAAUUUGCUUCACCACCAGCAGCAGUCCCAUAGCUCAUUUCUUGGUGGCAGCCGUGCCUUGUCAAACAGCAUAAAUAAUAUUGGUUUAAAUGACAGCAACAACUUGGACUCGUCCAAACACCAGCAGCAGUCCUCAGUCACUCAUUCUAUGCAAGCCCUCUCAGACACGCUCUCAGGGUCCUUGUACUCCACAGGCAUGAACCUUCCAGUGCAUGAAAAGUUCCCAACUGACUUGGACCUGGAAAUUUUCAAUGGGAGCUUGGAAUGCGACAUGGAAACUAUUAUUCGAAACGAACUAAUGGAUGCAGAUGGGCUGGAUUUUAACUUUGACUCCCUUAUCUCUGCACAGAAUGUCAGUCUAACUGUGGGAAACUUCACAGGUGCUAAGCAGACAUCAUCACAAAGUUGGGUACCAGGUUGAUGACAGUGAUUGAAGAGUGACCUUGCCAGGCCCCGGAACUGACAUGUGACCCUAUAAAUGAAACCCUUUGCCAAAUCUGCUGUCAGCAAGCGGACAGUGAUACUGUUUACAGCUUAUGGCCCUUUCAUGAAUCCUGCACCAAUGUCCUAAUCUUGCGAUGACUGUUAGCAGAAAUCCUUCAAGCUCAAGUAAAGUUCCUUCCAGGAUAAUCUGUGCAUCGCCCCCCCCUUCCCCUCCGAAGUACAAGUAUGCAAAAAUGUCUGUACAAGAUGAGAACAUAGAUGGAUGUCCUCUUCUUGUGGGCACGGUCUUGUUAUGCAGUGGUGUUUGUCAACAGAUAGAUCCUAGCUGCCAUGCGUCACCCCCACCCCCCACCAGCUAUAGACCUAAAUCAUGCUGUUCAUUUUUAGGGGAGGAUCACAUAUAUGAAAUCUUUAUUCUACUUUUUUUUUUUUCCCAGUUUUCCUUUUUUUUUUUCCUUUUUCAUUGCAAUCUGUCAGACAAACCUUCUGAUAGUAUUUAUGAAAGUCAACAGUCAAUCUACUGCCUCUCCAUUAUGCCAAAAAGGCAACAUUUUCCAUUGAAGACGCUUUACUUAAUACUCUCAUUUCUGUUUGAAACUUUUUGUUUUGAUGAUGCAAUUCAGGGAUAAAUAUGUUGCUAACAUGGUACUACUUCCUGUCACCCAAACCAAGUGUAUACUGCUGUAUUUAACGAAUAUAUCCAGAACAGUGAAGUUUAUACAGUUUGUUCCUGGUUCUUUGUUUAGUUUGUUUUGUUUUUACGCUUUUUAUCACCAAAUGACCAGAAUGGGUUUAAACCUAGGAGAUCAGGCAGACAUAGCAGUGUAUUGGCAAUGUUGUGUAUGCAGGUGUACCAAAACAACCAGGAUUACUGUACAUGGGGUGCGUGUACCAAGCAGUGCACUAUAUGGGUCUUCCGUCACUUGGCUUUGAAUAGUAUAUUCUACAUUUGGAAACCCGUGAUUGAAGAAUAAGGUAAUGCCCUUAAAGAGGGAUUUCAGGUUACACUAUUACCUGGAAAGCACAGUGCUGCUGAAAAGGCCCUUCCAUAUUAAACGUCAACACGUUUGGUCCAUUAUUUUUGUACUGGUUUCUUUGUUUUGGGUUUUUACUUUUUGUUAGUUUUAGGGGGGCAUAUUGUGAAUGAACAUCAAUGGUACAUUAUUGCAACUUGGUAUAUAAAGUACAGACACAAGUGAUCUAUAUAUAU
This is a messenger RNA of Hyla sarda, 3619 nucleotides long. It is a transcript of the gene FOXO3, whose product is annotated as forkhead box O3. Gene Ontology annotation, biological process: regulation of transcription by RNA polymerase II. The record is from RefSeq and is a predicted model, not a curated record. Gene Ontology annotation, molecular function: RNA polymerase II cis-regulatory region sequence-specific DNA binding; DNA-binding transcription factor activity, RNA polymerase II-specific. The transcript is spliced from 3 exons. Bases 449 to 2386 code for a protein of 645 amino acids. Lineage: Eukaryota; Metazoa; Chordata; Amphibia; Anura; Hylidae. Gene Ontology annotation, cellular component: mitochondrial matrix; nucleus.